UUCUCGUUGGGGGUAGCUUUGGCUCGGUGACACCGAAAAGUCACGUGCAAAAUUACAGGGGGGUGGGGGCGGCAGAGAAAGGGGGUGUCGUUUGAGGUUGCAAUUCUCUGCACGCUUACUUAGCACUUAGUUCAUGAGAUCCGCGGAAAGAAGUUACUCAUGCCGAUUAGGCAUAGAUAGCUUUACGGAGGACUGCCAUCCGAUCUUUUUCAUCAAGGGGUAAAGCCCCAGUAAAUAUAGCAGUAUUGGGCGAGUAAGGGUUGGUAAGAUUUUUGUAAUUACUCAGAUGUUGAAAUUUACACAAAAUUGUUUAGCUUUCUGGCAAAGACGAAAAGGUCAAAGAGCUCUACUUUUCUGGAUGAUGCAGGAGGCACGUCUCUUAACUUGUCAUUUUGUUCUUUUGGGAAAUAGGCUAGACUAUUUCCAUAUGAUUUUUAAUUUACAAGCCAAUGAUGAACCUUCAGCACUGCUGUCCUAAUUCUCAGCUAGAGUAAAUGUGCAUAAUAGUGGGAAAAGACAACGUGAAUUUUAAUCUGAAAAAUGCAGACUUUAAUGCCCGAGCCUCAAAUUUAUGUUGAAAGAACCUUGGCAAUCAUCAAGCCAGAUAUUAUCAACAAAGAAGUAGAAAUAGAAGAUAUAAUUCUCAGAUCAGGAUUUACUAUUGUUCAGAAAAGAAAGCUUCAGCUAAGUCCAGAGCAAUGUAGCAACUUCUAUGUAGAACAGUAUGGGAAAAUGUUCUUUCCAAAUCUGACAGCUUACAUGAGUUCUGGACCUUUAGUUGCAAUGGUUCUUGCUCGGCAAAAGGCAAUCUCAUACUGGAAAGAACUUCUUGGACCUUCAAGUAGUAUAGUAGCUAAGGAAACACAUCCUGACAGUUUAAGAGCAAUCUAUGGAACAGAUGAUCUGAGGAAUGGACUUCAUGGUAGUGCCAACUUUUCCUCAGCUGAAACAGAAAUCCGAUUCAUGUUUCCUGAAGUAUUGAUUGAACCAAUUCCAACUAAGCAAGCUGCUAAGGAUUACCUUAAUUUAUAUGUCAUACCUACUCUACUGAAAGGACUGACAGCGCUAUCUAAGAAGAAACCAGCAGAUCCUUUUAUGUGGCUGGCUGAUUGGCUAAUCGAAAAUAAUCCAAAUACACCUAAGUUGCGGAAUAAUGUGAUUGUGGAGGAACCUUAAAAGAAGAGACUGCCAGUUAAAUCUUAACCAAUUUCCUGCAAGUAUCACAAGUAUCCAUAUUUGGGCCUUAAACUAAUAAAGAAUAUUUGUUGCAA
Messenger RNA from Crotalus tigris (Tiger rattlesnake), 1271 nucleotides. It is a transcript of the gene NME5, whose product is annotated as NME/NM23 family member 5. Gene Ontology annotation, biological process: CTP biosynthetic process; spermatid differentiation; UTP biosynthetic process. The coding region runs from base 541 to 1176 and encodes 211 amino acids. The transcript has 6 exons. The record is from RefSeq and is a predicted model, not a curated record. Gene Ontology annotation, molecular function: nucleoside diphosphate kinase activity. Lineage: Eukaryota; Metazoa; Chordata; Lepidosauria; Squamata; Viperidae.